AUGGGGGUUCUGAUGUCCAAGAAGCAGACUGUGGAGCAGGUGCAGAAGGCCAGCGUGGUGGUGUCGGCCUUCAAAGACGGACUGAAGGACAAAGGGUUAACCAAGAACAAGGCCGAGCCGCCCCGGGGCAAGACUGAAGUCGAGGAAGCUGGCCAAGGUGAGGACAAGGAGGCCGCUGGAGGAUCUCAGACCAGGACAGAGGAGGCAAAGAGGAACCAGGCAGCUUGGGAGAGGCUGAGAGAUGGCAAAGGGGUCGAGCCAGAGGACCUCGAGUGGAAUGACCAAGCCACUCCACCAGCCUUCACUAGGCCAAAGAGGCAGCUCGGAGAUGAUGAAUCACUUGAUAUUAACCUGCAGGAGAAAGACGAGGUGACCAACGCUGAGAUGUGCGACGUGUGCGAGGUCUGGACGGCAGAUGACCUUUACCCCUGCAGGAUCUGCACCCGGGUCUUCCACGAUGGCUGUUUGAGUCGCAUGGCCUGCCUGAGCCCCAGCAGCAUCCAGGAGCUGAAAGAGAUGGCCCACACCACGCUGGGCUGGAGCUGCCAAUACUGUGAUAAUGUGAACCUGCUGCUGACUGAUGAGGAGAUGUUUAGCCUGAAGGAAGUUUUCCGACAAUGCAGAAUUAUCCCAGAAUCCUGCCUAACACUGGAUGAUUUUCUCCACUACAAGCACUUCAUUCACAGGCAGAUCUUUGAUGAGCAGAUGAAUGAGGAGAAGGAGGAAUUAGUCAUGCUGCAGUUCUCUGCUCUAGAUGGUGACAAGAAGGGACAGAUGGAAUGGAUGGACUUUCUUUACCAUGAGUCGUUACUGGUGCUGCAGAGAUUCCGAUCCCAGAAUUCAUUGCUGAGACUCCUGACAGCCAAGGAGCGGGCGUGGGCUCGGAGUUGUUUCCUGGGCCUGGAUCAGAACCAAACCGGGUUAAUCACAAGGAGUGAGUGUAAGAGAGCACAGAACUCCUGGUUCCGGAAAAAUUCCAAAGAGUCUCAAUCUUGCAACGUAAGUAUCAGUCACGUUGGACCCAUAUCGGAGAGCAGCCCAGCCAGCAGAGGGCGAGGAAGGACACAGGAUAAGUCACUGCUCAGCAGGGAGCCAGAGGAGAACAGGCGUGUGGACUGGAAAACAUUCCUGAAGGAAAACGCCAUCUACAUCCUCGCUGGUCGCCCCAACAGUGCAGCAAUUCACCUCCGACCAACCGCCUAA
Messenger RNA from Carcharodon carcharias (great white shark), 1203 nucleotides. It is a transcript of the gene phf24, whose product is annotated as PHD finger protein 24. NCBI's taxonomy places the organism in Eukaryota, Metazoa, Chordata, Chondrichthyes, Lamniformes, Lamnidae. The coding region runs from base 1 to 1203 and encodes 400 amino acids. The transcript is spliced from 7 exons. The record is from RefSeq and is a predicted model, not a curated record.